Molecule: messenger RNA, 299 nt
Organism: Closterium sp. NIES-67
Lineage: Eukaryota; Viridiplantae; Streptophyta; Zygnematophyceae; Desmidiales; Closteriaceae
Source: the annotation of a GenBank genome assembly
AAGCCUCUAACCAUGCUGGUGCCGUCGAACACGGCGAUCAGCAAGCUGCAGAUCACCAAGUACAAGUCCACGGAGCUGAUGGUGGUGGUGGGGUGCUCCGCCUUCAAAAAGGUCAUUCGGGCCGACGCGCUCAAGAACCUGCCCUUGGGGAGCAACAUCACGACCCUCGCGAGCACCAAGGCGGGCAAGCCCAUGACGCUGCAGAAGCUGGUGAACAACAAGAAGGGGCAGGUGGUGCUGCAGGGGAAGAAGGGGAGUCUGCAGCGUACCAGAUGAAGCACAUUUGUCGGAAAAUAGGC